Ornithorhynchus anatinus (platypus) is the source of this 1778-nucleotide messenger RNA. It is a transcript of the gene ZNF385B, whose product is annotated as zinc finger protein 385B. Gene Ontology annotation, cellular component: nucleus. The coding region runs from base 250 to 1461 and encodes 403 amino acids. NCBI's taxonomy places the organism in Eukaryota, Metazoa, Chordata, Mammalia, Monotremata, Ornithorhynchidae. Gene Ontology annotation, molecular function: nucleic acid binding; zinc ion binding. The transcript has 9 exons. The record is from RefSeq and is a predicted model, not a curated record.
AAAUUACCAAGGAUACAUAUUGUAUUCUUAUGGGGUUGAGUGCACAGCUCUUAGACACACAGGAUGUGGGCUAAAAUUCACCGAGAAGAGAAAAAAGAACUAUAUUGCCUAGAGCUAGAGUUUAUUUGGGCAGCUUUGAAUUCCAUCCUCUCCAACUGCUGUAUCCCUCCUCUGGUAGCCUGAAGCAUUUCUGCGAAUCGCAGAGGAAAGAGCCGGAGAGAUUUACGGCAAGGCUUGCUUUGAGCUACGAUGGAAGGCAGUACUACAUGCCACACUCCGGCCCUUCCUGCUCUCGUGCGCGCUCCUACCCUGAUGAUGCACCCUUCGCUGGAUAUCAAACCAUUUAUGUCCUUCCCGGUGGACAGUAGUUCUGCUGUUGGGCUCUUUCCCAAUUUCAACACAAAAAGAAGAGGCUUGUUUGGGACCAAUAAAUUCUGCCAGAUGGAUCCUGUGCAAAAAGCAGUUAUAAACCACACAUUUGGAGUGUCCAUUCCCCCCAAGAAGAAGCAAGUCAUUUCUUGUAAUGUAUGUCAGCUUCGCUUUAACUCUGAUAGCCAGGCCGAGGCCCACUACAAAGGAAGUAAACAUGCCAAGAAGGUCAAAGCACUAGAGGCAACGAAAAGUAAACCAAAAAUGGGUUCUUCCAAGGACAGCACAAAGGCUAAUCUCAGCUGCUCCAUUCCUCCCAUCACGGGCAACAGCUCUGACAAAUCAGACGAUAAAGAGAAAUCGAAAACCGAUAGCAGCAGUCAACCUUCCGCUACCGAAAGGGGCCCCUUCGUAGCUAAACCGGGAAACACCGCUUCAGUCCUAGGAAUGGCUACAUCUCUCUCCCAGAGCCCAAAUGGCUUGCCCAGUUCGAUUUCUGAAUCUGAAGAGGAAAAAGCCAAAAAGUUGCUUUAUUGUUCGUUAUGCAAAGUGGCUGUGAACUCCUUAUCCCAGCUGGAGGCUCAUAACACAGGGUCCAAACACAAGACGAUGGUCGAAGCCCGGAAUGGAGCCGGUCCAAUCAAGUCCUACCCGAGGCCCGGCUCCAGGUUAAAGAUCCAGAAUGGCAGUAAGGGCUCGGGAUUGCAGAACAAAACGUUUCAUUGUGAAAUCUGUGACGUCCACGUGAAUUCGGAAAUUCAGCUGAAACAGCACAUCUCCAGCAGAAGACACAAGGAUCGGGUAGCAGGGAAGCCAACGAAGCCCAAGUACAGCCCGUACAACAAACUUCAGCGCAGCCCAAGCAUUUUAGCGGCAAAGCUGGCAUUCCAGAAAGAUCUGAUCAAGCCUUUGGCUCCUGCUUUCCUCUCAUCUCCCCUGGCCGCAGCCGCGGCCGUGACCACCGCCCUCUCUCUGCCUCCCCGGCCUUCUGCUUCUUUAUUCCAGGCCCCGACCAUCCCGCCAGCUGUCCUGAGGCCAGGCCCCGGGCCCAUCCGAGCAACUCCAGCCUCCAUCUUGUUCGCUCCGUAUUAAGUUGGCGAAUGCUCACGUAACGGCGCAGGUAGGGAGGAGAGAGUGGAAGCAAAAGGCAGUUCAAUCGUAUACUUCUUUCUUUCUUUCUUUUAGUCACCAUUCGGGAUGGCCCUUCCUCUGAAACACACUACCGGUUCACGGGUGUUCAUGGGCCGGUACCAGAGCUUAAUCUGUUCUUGGGUGAGGGGUCAGGCUGCUGAAGGUCUGAAACUACACCCCAGUCAUUGUCCCACUGAAUCGGUGAAUGGAGUGGAGAGAGAAGCAGCGUGGUUUAGCAGAAAGAGCACGGGCCUGGGAGUCAGAGGACUGGGUUUUAA